CCAUUCCCCCCUCCCCCAUUGUAUCCUUUGGCAGAACCCCCAUCACAGAGGAGGCAGAGGCCUUCGUGGCAGUGAGGCGGAAAGUUUGAAAGCUUGACCAAGUGACUUGUUUGUAUCCACAACCUGUCCUAACCCCAUGUUCUCCAAGAGGCCCGCGACGAUCCCUGUCAAGUCGGAUCCAUCGAUCCGCCGUAAUGCUUUCUCACCGGAUUUAUUGGUCUCUUUACCGGCUGGCGAAUCCGUCAAGACCGUAGGCGAUAUCUUUGCGUAUACCGCACAGAAGUAUGGUGACAAAGUGGCUUGCUCGUAUCGAGAUGUGGUGGAUAUCGUUCAAGAGCCCAAGAUGGUCCGGAAGCCCGAUGGCUCGGAGGAAGAAAAGAUGUGGAAGUACUUCACUCUAUCGCCCCCUAAGCCUGUCACGCAUCGCGAACUGGAUGCUCGAAUCUCAUCACUCGUUUCUGGUCUCCUCUCACUUGGCUUUACGACCACCUCGACACCGAUAGCGUCGAGACCCCGAGCGUCAAUAUACGCCGAUACGUGCUUGAAUUGGCAGCUGUUCGCUCAGUCCUGUGCUCGAUUAGGGAGCACCAUCACCACUGCCUACACUACGUUGGGCGAGGAGGGACUCUUGACGAGUCUCGUCGAGCCGGAUGUGGAAUUGGUAUUCUGUGGUGAAGAACAACUUGGACUCGUAGCCAAGGUGAUUGGACGGGCUGAAAGAGUCAAAUGGGUCGUGUAUGACGCUUCGAAGCGCUUAGAUAAGGGACUGAUCGAUACGAUUCGCUCAACUGUGGAGUCUCGGCAUGGACGGCUGGUGUCCAUUUCUGAGCUCGAACAGCUGGGCACUCAGAAUCCCGUGCAAAGGGAAGAUCUUGGACCCAAGCCUACACCCGAGGACCUCUUCUGCAUUAUGUACACCUCAGGUUCGACGGGUGCUCCAAAGGGCGUGCUAUUAUCGCAUGGAAACGUUGUCGCUUCUUUGGCUGGAUCAGUCGCGCUCUGGGGCAAAUACGCGUACCCCAAGACGGAUCUCCUGAUGGCCUAUCUUCCUCUGGCACACAUUCUCGAACAGUUCCUCGAAUAUACUUUCUAUCUGCUCGGGGUACAAGUUGGCUACGCGAGCGUCAAGACCCUACUCGAUGAUAGUGUACGCAAUUGUCAAGGGGACUUUGCAGCUUUCAAACCGACAAUGAUCGGAGGCGUCCCUGCUAUCUACGAGAUGAUCCGAAAAGGAAUGAUGAAGAAGAUCGCAGAAGCUGGACCUGUCGUCGGUGGGAUCUUUGGACUCGCAGUCAAAGGGAAACAGACACUGCCUUGGCCAUUAAGCUCUGUCAUCGACAAAGUGCUGUUCGCGAGAGUCAAGCAAGCGACUGGGGGAAGGUUGAGGGUCUCUGUCUGUGGAGGAGGUGCGCUCAGCAAGGACACACAGCUGUUCCUCAGUACAGUUCUUGCGCCGAUGAUGAUCGGCUAUGGUAUGACAGAGACUUGUGGUAUGGCUUCUAUCACUACGCCAGAACAUUGGUCGAUCGGAAGUGCCGGUGUACUUGGACCAUCAUGCGAGGCAAAGCUGAUCGACCAGCCUGACUUGGGAUAUUCCGUGUCCCAUCACCCGCCGCAAGGGGAAAUCUGGCUACGUGGGCCGAACAUCUUUAAAGGGUACUUCAAAAGAGACGAUUUGAACGCUGAGAGCUUUGAGGAUGGGUGGUUCAAGACAGGGGAUAUUGGCCAGUGGGACACCGACGGUACCUUGAGGAUCAUAGAUCGCGUGAAGAACUUGAUUAAGCUCCAGAAUGGCGAGUACCUGGCUCUGGACAGAGUAGAGUCGAUUUACAAGACGUGCAACGUUGUCAUGAUGCUAUGUAUUUGCGCGCCCCCACAGGCCGAUCGACCGAUAGCCAUUGUUUAUCCGCACGAAGGCAAUCUUCUCGUGCAGCUCAAGGCAGCCGGCAUCUCCGUAGAUGGAGGUCCGCCCCAGUGGACGAACAAUAAGCAAAUCAAGGAUUUUAUCAAGACAUCACUAAUGUCAUCUGCAAAGCAAGGCGGGCUGGUUAGAGCCGAAUUGAUCAAGGAUGUGGUUUUGACUCCUGAGGAAUGGACACCUGACAAUGGCAUGUUGACACCUGCUAUGAAACUUGCCAGACCACAGAUCGCUCAGAAAUACGCUAAAGAAAUUGAGGCUGCAUAUACCAAGUAGGCUUGUUCUUUUGAUGAGCAGUACGCGUGGAACCAAGAUAUGGGGCUUUUCGGAGGACACUCAAUACCUGCUUGUACGAUGUCUGUAUACUGCGAUCCAGGGCCCUCCUGAUCUGCAUCACUAUCUCCGCGGUCGCGGGGUUUGCAUACCUUGCUCUUCCUUUGGCA
Molecule: messenger RNA, 2361 nt
Organism: Kockovaella imperatae
Lineage: Eukaryota; Fungi; Basidiomycota; Tremellomycetes; Tremellales; Cuniculitremaceae
Exons: 18
Coding region: 137-2194 (685 amino acids)
Biological process (GO): long-chain fatty-acyl-CoA metabolic process; long-chain fatty acid metabolic process
Cellular component (GO): endoplasmic reticulum; plasma membrane; lipid droplet
Molecular function (GO): long-chain fatty acid-CoA ligase activity
Source: RefSeq, a predicted model, not a curated record